UGGCAUUAGAAUGUCUUCGUUAAGUGUGUAUGCGUAGGUAACAUACCUAUGUAAUAUAACCUUCUGUCAGAUCCGGCAAUCACUCGAUAGGACCAUGGUUCGAUGGAGCGAGAGAAUAAACAAGGACAUAUAAGCAUUGGACAUUGAGUUCCUAGUAUUGCUGGAUAUUUCCGUAUUUGUAGAAUUCCAACACCAAUAAUUCUAGCCUUCCAAAACUACUAUGUGACCGGAUAAAUCGAUACUGAGGAGCAAAAUGGGGGAUCAGGGUGACCAGGCUGAAGUUAACCUUUCAAGUAACGACUCCGAGUCAGGUGUUGUGGAACCAAAUACCUUGACUGCCGAACAGCAGUUGGCCCUUAAUACGUUCAGAAACAAGGUUCAAGAUGUUCUGGGGCCCGAUCAUGACGAUAGAUUUCUUCUUCGAUGGCUUAAAGCCAGGAAAUUUGACCUUAACAAGUCUGAAGAGAUGCUUAGAAAUAGUUUUUCUUGGAGAGAGAAGAAUAAUGUUGACACCAUCCUAGAGGAUUUCGAGUCACCGGAAGUGCUAAAGAAGUAUUUCACAGGUGGCACUAGUGGUUUCGACAAGGAGGGAUGCCCUAUAUGGGUUGAUCCCUUAGGUAGACUCGACUUUAAAGGGCUAUGUGCAUGUGCCAGAAAAAUAGAUUUAAUAAAACAUAAAGUUUUCCGACUGGAAUUGUACACCAAUAUCAUGAAGCAACAGUCCAAAAAGUUGGGAAGGGUAAUCGACAAGGAGACAAUAAUUUACGAUAUGGAGAAGGUUGGAAUGCGGCACCUUUGGAAACCCGGAAUCGACACAUUUAACCAAUUUGUUACCCUUGUUGAGGACAACUACCCCGAGAGACUAAAAUUUAUCUUCAUUAUCAAUGCUCCAAAGAUUUUCCCUGUGAUCUGGAAACUAGUCCGACCUUUCGUUGCAGAGGAGACAAGAAAGAAAAUCAAAGUGUUUGGUACAGCGAACUACAAAGACACUUUGCUGGAAUACAUUGAUGCUGACCAGUUGCCGGCUGCCUAUGGUGGAACACUGGUAGACAAAUUUGGAGAUCCUAGAUGUGGAGAUAUGAUUGUCCAAGGUGGCGAGGUACCGAAGGAACUUUAUGCCAACGCUAACAGCAUGGAUAAAGAUAAAUUUACGUCCGUCACGGUGGGCAGUAAGCAGUCUCUAGACCUGCCAUACAGCGUCACUAUACCGGAAAGCGUGCUAAGCUGGCAGUUCUUCACGGAAGGUUAUGACGUAGGAUUCGCAGUGUACAGACAAAUAGAGGAUGGGUUACAGAAAGGAAACUUGGAGGAAGUCGUUCCUUUGGAGAGAGUCACCAGCCAUAUUUAUCCCGGAGACGGCAGUGUCGUGUGCAAAACUGUGGGCACUUACGUAAUAAGAUUUGACAACACCUACAGCUGGACUCGAAGUAAGAAAGUCUUGUACUGUGUUGACGUGAUGGUGCCAGAUAGCAUGGAUGGCUUCAGCAAUGUCGAUAUAUUUACCAGUUAACUACCUAGAGGUUUCAGCAAUAUGAAUGAACAACGCAGGAACAAUUUGAUAACGUGAAUUUUCGGUUAUGCUCUGUGUGUGAAUGUAAAAAAACAUGCUCGAUACUCCAGGGAAUACGUACAGUUUCGCUCUCUACACCCCUGGAAUAUGUCAUGACAAAAUCGAAGACAAAUGACCAGCAAUUCGCAAUGUGUCCGGAAAAAACUUGACCAAUCGCCAAGCUGAUUCUUUACUAUUGGAGAUUACAAAAUAAUGACAAAUAAGUUCAAAGCCAGUCAAAGUAACUGGACGGCGACCUCCAGAUUCGCUUGAUGUAUAUUUUAGGACCGAACUAUUAUUUUUGUUUUACCCACAAGGCGGCGGUGACCGAGUUCGGAUUUGCAGUGAUGUAUUGUAGGAGUGCACGGAGCAAAAUGAAUUUAAACUAUUGUGUAUUGAUCAAUGCCUUUUAGAUCAUCAGAAUAUUACCGUCAUUUGAUGAACUGAAAGACAUGUCGCAGAAAUAUAUUACAGACUACAUGUAUAUAUUUGUUUUGUACUGGCAAACUAAAAUAACCGGCGCAGAAAUAUCCGCCAAGGACGUGUAUUACACGUACACGCUCUUGGCGUCUAUUGAGAGAUUAUUUUGCAGUAUAGCAAUGUGAUUUGUAAUUUUAUAUAUUUUUAAUUUGUAAUUAUUAAAAGUUUGACGUCA
Molecule: messenger RNA, 2204 nt
Organism: Pecten maximus
Lineage: Eukaryota; Metazoa; Mollusca; Bivalvia; Pectinida; Pectinidae
Product: SEC14-like protein 2
Exons: 12
Coding region: 254-1510 (418 amino acids)
Cellular component (GO): cytoplasm
Source: RefSeq, a predicted model, not a curated record